AUGGGCGUAAGUGGUUGUAUGAGCGUGCGGCAGGCCCGGGGUUCCUGCCACUGUCCCGCGUGCCCUAGGUCUUCGGGUCACGGCGCUCCGAUGCCGCCCCAAACGCUCGUUCUGCCCCCAAUGGCUUUAGAACCUGAAACCACACCUGUAAAGGAUAAAAAGGGUUCCAAGAUGAAAGUAUUGAAGAAAAUAAAGAAAAAAAUUGGCUUGGAUCGUAAUAUAGACUGGACCCCUUUUAUGUAG
Arctia plantaginis is the source of this 243-nucleotide messenger RNA. NCBI's taxonomy places the organism in Eukaryota, Metazoa, Arthropoda, Insecta, Lepidoptera, Erebidae. The record is from the annotation of a GenBank genome assembly.